Molecule: messenger RNA, 1407 nt
Organism: Hansenula anomala
Lineage: Eukaryota; Fungi; Ascomycota; Saccharomycetes; Phaffomycetales; Wickerhamomycetaceae
Gene: RNH70
Product: Rnh70p
Exons: 1
Cellular component (GO): nucleus
Molecular function (GO): nucleic acid binding; exonuclease activity
Source: RefSeq, a predicted model, not a curated record
AAGAAACGUAAAAGUUACCUCCCGCCUUCAUUGGAAAUUUUAAACAAAGAGACAGACAAGAAUUCAAGAUUUAGUGAUUUGAGAGACUUAGCAUUAUUCAUCCUUGAAGCAAAUGGGUUUCCGUCUCCAACGAUCGCCAAAGUUAACAAUAGACAUCUUAUUGGACGUGUUGUGUUUCUGAUAAUACCUGGUCUAGAACUUGCGGAUUUUGGUAUACCUGAAGACACAGAAAAGAUUACAAGUUGUGAAUUAACCACAAUCCCAGAACAAUUGACGUUUUUCAAGCAGCAUUUUGACAAAUUUUUGAUGGUGAAUUCUCCUGGUGAUAGAAACUCUCUAUAUCCUUUGAUCAAAGCUUUCACCUCCGUACCAUAUACUAAAAAACAAAAGAAUAAAAAAGUGAAGGAAUUGGAAUCCAAAACAUUAGUACUUCCAGACCUUCUUAUGACCCACCAAGAUUUUUUAGAAAAUGAUUAUCCUGUCCAUCCAUUGGUACUCAAUGUCCCACAAGAUCAAAUAAAACCAAUUACAGAAGGGUGGGUGGAUACAACUCCAUUUGAGCAUGAAGGUUCACAUACAUUUUCUCUCGAUUGUGAAAUGUGCCAGACUGCUACUGGUAAAGUGUUGACAAGAAUUUCCUUGAUAAACUUUGAUGAAGAAACCUUAUUGGAUGAAUUUGUUAAGCCAGAAGAUGAAAUUGUUGAUUACCUUACACAAUAUAGUGGUAUUACAGAAGAAUUAUUAAAGAAUGUCACAACUUCUUUAAAAGAUAUUCAAGAUAAAAUUUGCAAAAUUAUCAGUGCUGACGAUAUUUUAAUUGGGCACUCUAUAGAAAAUGAUCUAAAUGUGUUGAAAAUACGUCAUCCUCGUAUCAUAGAUACUUCCUUGAUAUUUGAGCAUCCAAGAGGGCCACCAUUCAAAUCCUCAUUGAAGUAUUUGGCUAAACAAUACUUGGAUAAAACAAUUCAAAACGGCUCGCAUGACUCUGUUGAAGAUGCAAAAACCUGCUUGGACUUGGUAAAAUUGAAAUUAGUGAAUAAUGCAUUGUUAGGAAAAGUUAUAGACGGGGAAUCGUUGUUCAAAAUCUUGGGUGAUUCUGGAAGGAAGGCUGUUGUAUUGGACAACUUGAAAAUUCAAAAUGAUCACAAAAAAUAUCUUGCAUGUUCCAAUGACGAUGAGGUUGUGGAUUCUAUUUUAGAAAAAGCAGCUGAUACAGAUUUGAUAGUGGCAAAGUUCAAAGAUCUUGAAUCAUCAUUAGGUUGGGAUAAAAUUCCCUCUACACAGGAACUUGAAGAAAACCAAUCAACAUAUACCGAUAAAACACAGGCUUUUGAAGACCUCAAUAACAGACUAGAAAAGAUUUAUAAAGGGAUACCAGGGAAUACAGCUAUUAUUUUAACAUCAGGA